UCUCCCUCGGUGGGGCAAGAUGGAAGUUGUACAAAAGGACUACUGGUACUUCGUGGUACUCAUCUUCAUCCCUUUUCUUAAAGUUGCCAUCCCCCAGAGUCAGACUGCUGUUACAGUUCGUCUGGAGGAAGGGAUGGUUCUCGACUGUUUGUGCCCCUGGGGUGGCAACCUCAGCAUGGUGUCCUGGACUAAAGUACCAGACAAGGAUCCGAUAGCUGUUUUCCAUCCAGAGUUUGGAAUGGCCUUCUCUUACCAUUACCGAGAGAGGGUAGAAUUCCUCAGGACCACUCCUAUGGAUGGAAGUAUAUCCAUGAGGAACGUCACACACCAGGAUAUUGGGCAAUACCACUGUUCUGUUCAGACGUUUCCUCAAGGCCCCUGGACCAGGAACAUUCAGGUGGAAGAUUUAGAUGAGCCACCAGAGGAAGAAGAUGAAGAUGGCACAGAGCCCCCCACACCAGAGGUGAUUGAGGCAGACACAGAGUUGGUAGCAGAGCAGAACAGCAACCUGACCCUCAGCUGUAAUCACAAGCACAAUGGUACAGUUUACCAGAUCAUUCUGGAGAGGAUGGUGCAUGGCCAUCCCUGGGACAUCAUUGGAGUGUGUAAGAAGGUAGAAGGGGGACUGGUAGGUGAGGACUACAGUGACAGGGGCAGGAUCAACUGCGCAGAUAGCCUGGAUAUCAGUCUGCACCUGACAGGUGUGGCACAGGAAGAUGGUGGUUUCUACCGCUGUACUUUCAACACAGAUGCUGGCAUGCGGACCACCACUAUGCUGCUCACUGUGCCCCCUCCAGGUUACUUCAGCCUGUCUACUUACAUGAUGUAUAUUUAUAUUGGAGCUGGAGCUGCUGGACUGAUUUUACUCAUGAUCAUCCUCAUAGUAGCAGUGAAGCACAGGAAGAAGAGCAGGAGAGAGGAGUACAGAGUGAAGCUGCACCCGUCUCAGAGACAGCCAAACUUCUAUGAGAACGUCCAUGUGUGUCCCCGUUUCGCAAAAAGGUCCAGGGAGAUAAUCAAUUGCCCAGUGUAUGCCAACCUGCCGUCUGUGCAUCCACACAAAACCAAACGUCAGCUUCAUAACAAAUGAGCGAACAUAAACAUGAUGUACUGUAUAAUGUGAACGUGUAGGUUUCAUCUGUCAGAGCUGCCUGUGUGCCCUCAGCUAACAAAGCACAUUCAUAUACUUUAUAUAUGAGCAAAAAUAAACGUAUAUUGACAGGCGCAGAUUAUAAUUAUUUAUGUUGGAGUUGUUUUUUUAAUAAGAUGCCAAGAUCACAUUGACAAUGAUUAAUUAUUCAUACUGUGGUUUGAAAUGAUUUAACAAGCUGGUGCUCAUGUAAGUCUUAGAGGGCUGACAGGUUUGUUUGGGUCCAGCCCUGCUCCCACUAAUUAAGUGAAGUAUGUGCUGCAUAAAAUUACUGUUGAAGAAAUAUUUGUUUUGGGCAAAACUAUAUUUGACUGCAACCCUCACACAGAAAGAGCAGACAAAAGCCUGUACAAUCAUUCUUUUCACUCCCCUAAACCCUGAGUAAAACGAUUGACAAAAGCCUGUGUAAUUGUUGCUCUCCUUUUACUUUCAUCCCUCCUGGUUUCCAUUCAAAGCUUGACAAUGGUGUCUAAUCAUCUA
Messenger RNA from Scomber japonicus (chub mackerel), 1630 nucleotides. It is a transcript of the gene cd226, whose product is annotated as CD226 molecule. The transcript has 6 exons. Gene Ontology annotation, cellular component: external side of plasma membrane. Gene Ontology annotation, biological process: positive regulation of Fc receptor mediated stimulatory signaling pathway; positive regulation of natural killer cell mediated cytotoxicity directed against tumor cell target; positive regulation of immunoglobulin mediated immune response. Bases 20 to 1090 code for a protein of 356 amino acids. NCBI's taxonomy places the organism in Eukaryota, Metazoa, Chordata, Actinopteri, Scombriformes, Scombridae. The record is from RefSeq and is a predicted model, not a curated record.